Messenger RNA from Tripterygium wilfordii, 1064 nucleotides. RefSeq names its product hybrid signal transduction histidine kinase B-like. The record is from RefSeq and is a predicted model, not a curated record. The transcript is spliced from 2 exons. The coding region runs from base 112 to 786 and encodes 224 amino acids. NCBI's taxonomy places the organism in Eukaryota, Viridiplantae, Streptophyta, Magnoliopsida, Celastrales, Celastraceae.
UUAAUCGUUACUUAUGAUAACCUCUAUAAAGUAUAGACUUACCAAACCGAAUUGACAGACAAAAAGCAGCAGUGAGAGUGUAUCUGAAUUCUGAUCUUUCAAGCUUCAUCUAUGUGGUUGAAAGCAUUCACUGAAGGUAUGAAGAAGCUUUAUCGCAAAGGGACGGUGCAUCCAUCACAGCCGGACAAGCUCGACCAGUUGACCUUCCUCCCGGCAGCCAUUCUGACCCUCGCCGCCGCUCUCUCGCCGGAGGAAAAGGAGGUGUUGGCGUAUCUAAUCUCAUGCUCCAACAGCUCCGGAAACUGCUUCUCAAACCACCAUCGCCUAGGCCACCAAAGUGGGUCUUCCUCUUCUUUUGCUAGAAGUUAUACUACGGGAAGCGGUGACCACCCGCCGUCGUUCAAGUGCGACUGUUUCAGAUGCUACAUGAGUUACUGGGCUAGGUGGGACUCGUCGCCGAACCUUCAGUUGAUCCAUGAAAUCAUCGAAGCUUUUGAGGACUGGUUGGUUCAGAGUUCUACGUCAAGUAAAAAGAGCAGAAAAGACAGGAAGAAAAAGGGUAGUGAUAGUAAUAAGUCCAGUGAGUUGAAUCCGUCCGAGACGAGUCAGAACAGCGAGUUAGGCGAAUCUGACUCGGUGAUUGAAUCUAGCAGCGGCGGUGGUGAUGGCGGCGGCGGAAGUGGUGGUGGUGGUGGUGAUGCAGGGGAAGGGGGAGAAAAAGGGUCUGUGAGGAGGCUGAUGAAUUUCAUAGGAGAGAGGAUAUGGGGUGUGGGUUCAUCAACCUGAAGGAAAAUGUAAGAUAAACAGAAGGUAGGUUUAAUCUUAGUUUUUCUUCCAUAGAAUUUGGAACUUGUUUUUUGUCAUCUUGUUUCUGCAAAUGACCUCUUUUUAUGAUUAUUGAAGGAUGGGUAGCUUAAAUUUGGGUCAAAAUCAUGGGUUCUUUAAAUUUCUCUUAAACAAAAAUGGGUUCUUGAAAUUUCAAGCUCCUGUAUAAUAAUUAUAUGCAGAAUUCAGAUCCCUCUUCAAUCUCAAUGAAUGAAUGGAAAAUGACCAAUUUUUGGUUG